Messenger RNA from Klebsormidium nitens, 5221 nucleotides. The record is from the annotation of a GenBank genome assembly. Lineage: Eukaryota; Viridiplantae; Streptophyta; Klebsormidiophyceae; Klebsormidiales; Klebsormidiaceae.
CUCAGGGCCAAACGAGCACAUCUAUCACGAUGGAAUGCUCUGUAGAGCUUGGAUAUCUAGCAUUCUGAGAACCCUUCUAAAAAGGGGCAAUGCUUGAAUGGCGUCAUUUGUUCAGUGAUUUUGAAAGGAUUUAGAAAUUCCUGAUGCGCUAGGAAAGCUGCAGGGCCCGCUCUAUUGUUUACCAAGUUUUUCAGAUGCGCCAUGCGCUGGUAAUUUGGAGACACAGGGAGGGCUCAUUUGAGAGGAUGACCAAUUGACAGCCAUCUUUUCGUUUCUAGAAGAUGGGGGCGCCAAAGGUGCAGGAUGCACCAGGAGAGAUAGCUGCCCUAAAGCGGAAGCUUGAAGCGUUGAAUUACAUUGAAGGCGUUGAGGGUGUGAACGCAUACUCGGCUCCUUUGACAAAGAGACUCCUAGACGAUGUCGUGCAUACCACUGAGAGAUACCGCUCUUUGAAGAUGCAAGAAACUCGAAAGUCAUACGAGCUGGAGAGCGAGAGGAAAAAGGCAGAACUUCUGCGGCAGGAGAAUGGGAGGCUGCUGAAGGAGAACAACGAGUUGCACCUGGCCCGGAUGAAGGACGCAGAGGCGAGCCGUGCAAACGAGAGGAGCAGCUGGCUAGCACAGAAGAAGUCGGAAGAUGAGCUGGCGGAGCUGCGGUUCUGGAAAACGCAGGCCGCGAGCAGAUUUGAAAGCUUGGAAAAGGAGAAGGAUGGGUUACGAUUGCAGCUACAGAAGCAGCUGGGAGGUGAUAUGGAUUUCACCAUCUCUGAUCCACUAGUCCCCCUGACAGACGAAGGUGCAGUGGCAAGAUUACCUGCGGCCAAGUUGCCUGACUCAGGAGUAAUUGACUUGGUCAGGCUGUCAGACGAGAGGGCGGCCACCAGCGCCGAGCAGAUCGCUUUCCUGCAGGCCCAGCAAGCAGAGCUCAGCGAGUUGCUGUCGACAGCGCAGGCUACGGUGCAAGCACGAGAAGAGGAAGUUCAGCGCUUGACACGAUUGCUGGAGGGGGGCCGCAAUGUUGACGACCUCUCCGCAGAGCACGAGAAGAAAGCGGCAGAGGAGCUCCUCACUUCCUUGAAUCACCAAGUGGAGUACAUGACGAAAGAACUGGCCGCGUUUGACGAGGUGUCCAAGAAGAAGGAGGAGGCAGAGCAGCGGUUGCAGCAGGCGGAGGCUAGGGUCAAGGCCUUGACCGACGAGGUGGCCGAGCAGGAAUCUCAAGCCAAGAAGUUGGUCAAGGAAGUUCUCGAAGUCCACUCCCUGCUCGGCCCAGCACCCGCCUCUGCUCCAGGCGAGUCAGACUCAGCGUCCGCUGAUUUGUCGGAGAGGAUGGAGGCCGUAAAGGGUUCGUUACGAGAGCGUAUAGAGGAGCUGCGGUCGAAGAUGGCUGGGGAGAAAGAGGAGCUGGAACGGCUGAGGGAGGCGAGUCAGAAGCAUCAUGAGCAGGUGAAGGCGCUCAAGCGGAGAGUCGGCGACCUGGAGAAGGAGAAGGCGGCGUCUGCAGAAUCGUCACAGCGGACCAAGGACGAGCUGGCAGCUGCGAUGCGGGAGCUAACCGGGGCCAAGAACGAGCUGUCCACCAAGCAGAUGCGGAUUCAGAAGCUCGGCCAGGACUGCAAGAAGCACAAGGAAGCGGUGGCAAAGCUGGAGGCCGAGUGUCGAACCGCCAAAGAAGGGCUGGAGGCUGCCAGAAAGGAGACGGAAGCUGCUCGGAGGGCUCUGGGGGGGAGGAACGGUGCUUCUGGCGCAGCGGCGCAGCCGGUGGAACAGGAUGGGGCGGCGACAGAGCUCCGGAGGAGAGUCGAGGAGCUUGAGAGGGAGUUGCGGGAGGUCGAUGAGCAGCGGCGCUCCGCAGAAGCGUUGGUGGAGUCACUGAAAGUGGAGUCGGAAACUUUGAAGCGGGAGCUGGCAGGGAGAGACGAGGAAGUGGUUCAACUGCGUUUGGAGGUGGAAAGAAGCGCUGCGGAAGGGGCAGGUGGACCAGCGAUGACCGGAACUGAGUCGGAGCUCGCUGCGAAAGACGCGCUUCUCCAGGAGUUGAGGCUGAAGUUGCAGGAGGCGGAGCAAAGGGCCGCUCUUCUGGCGCGGGAAAAGGAGGCGCUGGUCGCCGAAAUGCAGUCUGCGUCAGCAAACGGCGCAAACGGCGACCAGCUGCGGGAGCUGCAGUCGAUGCUGGCGACUCUCCAGGAGGAGCUGCGGCGACGAGACGAGAGCGACCCGGGCCGUCCAACAACUACCUCGGGGACUGGGGAGGGUUUCGAAAAGCCGACUGUAUUGGACGUGGAAGGCACCCGGGAGGAGAGUUCGUUGCCAGCGGGAUCGACAGAAAGCGUGCAAGGUCAGUACGGAACGUCGGGGCUCCAGGAGGGUGACGUGGCACGGCUGAAGCAGGAGCUCCUCGCUGCCGGGAAGCAGAUUGAGGCAGUCACGGCCGAGAGGGACUCGCUGAAGGGGAGGGUCGAGGAGUUGGUAGCGCAGGUCUCGGAGUUGCAGUGGACGGUGUCGGCGCUAAAAAGAGCAGCGGAGCUGGGGUUGCAACGAGCGGCGGACAGCGAGGGGGCUGACGCCGAUGGGGAGGGCGGUCUGCAGGCGGCCGUCGAUAGGCUGCGAUUUGAGCUGGGCGAGAGGGAAGCGGACCUGGCGUGUCUGCAGGAGGACUACGAGGUGCAGGCGAAGAAGAUGCAGGAGACGAUGGAAGAGCUCAGCCAACGUGCCGUAACGCUUGAGAAGACCUGCGCGUCCUUGGCCACGGAGAAGGAGCGGGCCGAGACCAGCCUUGAGGAGGCGGUUGCAAAAGCGAAAGAGGCGCAGGCUGAGUGCCAAAGGCUGCAGGAAGCUGAAGCCAAGCUAGCCACAGACCUCGACAAGGUGGAAAAGCAGUACGCCGCUGCCAGUAAGGACCUGCAGGAUUCACGGUCGGAGGGGCUGCGGCUGCGGCGGCAGCUGGCGGAGGCUGAUCUGGGCAUGGGAACGCAGUCUCUUCAAGGCGACGAAUUGCAGCGGCAGUGCGUCACCCUAAGGCAAAGUCUCCAGGCGGCGAAGCAGCGCGAAGACUCGCUCGAGACGCAGGUCAGUGAGUUGACGACUCAGCGCGACAAGGAGCGGAGCGCCGCGUCAAAGGUGCGGGAAGAGCUACUCGAGGCGAAGCACCAGCUGGACAACGCCGAGAAAGACGAGGAGCAGCUGAAGACGCUGAUCACCCAGCUGGACUCGACCAGGGAGGAUCUGGUCACGAAGCUGCGGGCCUCGUUGGCGGCGGAGCGCGUCGCCAGCAAGCGCGUGUCCAGCCUGGAAGAAGAGAAGGCGGGCGUGAAGCGCGAGCUAGACAGGGCCUCUGCGGAGGUCGCCCAGCUGCGGCAGGUCAUCGAGGCGCUCGACCGAGACAGGGACCACAUGCAGGGAGAGGUUGACGUCCGCGCCGAAGAGAUCAGUCGGCUGGUCCAGGAGACGGCGAGCGCACAGGGCCACGUGGCCGACUUGCGCAUGCAGCUGGACACCGCGGAGCAUCGGCUGGCCACGGCGACCGCCCGGGCGACACAAGCGGAGGAGGAGGUGACCCGCACUCAGGAGCACCUGAGGCGGCAGACCGACGCAAACGGUGCCCUGCAAGAAGAGUGCGACAUCAAGGCCGGCGAACUGCGGUCGCUUGCGGACGAUCUUGCCAACCUGACGCGAGAACAACAGCACUUGAAUCAGGAGCUGGUCCAAGUAGCAGAGGAGCGGAACGCUCUGCAGGACGAGCUGGAGCGGGUGGCCCGGAAGCUCGAGUACGCGGAGCAGCUGCUGCGCGCCCGGGACAAGGAGCACGAGGGCCUUCUGACGUCAUUGCAGCAACUCGGAGAGGAGAACCAGCGCCUGGUGACCGAGCUUCAGCAAGCCCAACACGAGAUUCAGCACUUGCAGUUGCACGCGGCAUCCCUGGAGGACACGCUGCAAGCGAUGCAAGACCACAUCAAGGGGCUGGAGGGGGAAGCGCAUCAGCAGAUCUCGGACCUGCAGGCUUACGAGCGGCAGUGCGACUCGCUGUCCCGCUCCUUGGCGCAGCAAGCGGAGAUCCUGGAGGAGCUGCAGACCGACAAGGCGGGCUUGCAAGUCCAACUCGACACCGCCAAGCAGGUGAACGUUGAGUUGGAGCACAGCCGCUCGUACCUGCAGCGGGAGAUAGCGGGAGCGGAAGCUCGGGUGCAAACCCUCCAGGCCCGCCUGCAAGACGGCGAAAACGAAAAGGAGUCUCUGAUGGCGAGAUGUCAACAAGUGCAUGCCCGCGUGCGGGAGCUAGAGCAAUUGCUGGCCCGGGUGCGCGCGCAAGAACACGUGCUGGAAGUCACGACACAGGACAAAGGCCAGAAGACGGCAAUGCUCCAAGAACGGGCGCACGCUUUCGAGAGUCAAGUGUCGGCCCUUCAGCGCCAAGUGGACGAGCUGCAAGCGAUCAAGGACGCUCAGGACGCCGAGAUCGUGAAGUUGCAGCGCAGAAAUGGAGAGGGACCUCGACAGGAAGAUCUGGAGGGCGACCAUUCACAAGCGGGUGCCGAGGCGCGGUGGGAGAGGAGGGAAAUGGAGAAGGAGCUAGCUCGUUUGAGGGAGAGCCAUACCAAGCUUCAAGAAGAGUUUGCCAACACUCUGAAGGAGAAGGAGAACAUGCUUGGGUUGCUUUCCAAGUUGGAUAUUGAGAGAAGUGAACUACAGCAACGCCUGACGGGCAAAGGCGAGGAAACUUACCACAAGGAGGAACUUGAGGCUCUCAAGAAGAAAAGCGUGGACUUCGAAGAAAGGCUGAAGGAGAGUGAAGCCCGACGCAACAGCUUGGAAAAGGAUUUCGAGGUGCUUGUUACCAACAUGGGGGAGUUCUCAACCGCCAAAGGUGAUGAUGAAAAUGCGAGAUUGGAGAGUCGCUUUGCGAAUGUGCUCGCGGACAACCAAAGACUACGAGAAAGUCUAGCAGCUGCCAUGGCCGCUUGCAGCAGUACAGAAGCCGACCUGCAAAGAAUACGCCAAGAAUACGCAGCCUUAACAGAAGUAUUGCAUGCACGCACAGGAUCAGAUAGGUUUAGGACCAACUGAUGCAAAUUAGAAGGUAGGAACUGAAAAGCUAGACUACCUAAUUGAUUUGACGGGGCCGCGCAUUGAUGGUACACACUAUCCUUUGUGACGGUUGAAUCGAAAUAAUAAAGAUAUCAAAUACUAGCAUGUGGCACUGAUGAGCCUAGACUGGCCGCAAG